UAGUACAUUGAUGGCGGAUUGACAACUCACCAGUUGACUUAUUCAACGCCUGGGAAAAUAUCUGGUAGAAAUCAAUUAAAUUUGUGAUUUCAAGAAAACGGGAAUAUGGCUAGUCCAAGAACUAGACGGGUUCUAAAGGAUCUGAAGAUUAAAGAUGACAACAAUAACUGUUUUGAGUGUGGAGCUCAUAACCCACAGUGGGUGAGUGUCAGUUAUGGGAUCUGGAUCUGCCUGGAGUGUUCUGGCAAACACCGAGGACUUGGAGUACAUCUCAGCUUUGUCCGGUCAGUGACGAUGGACAAGUGGAAGGACACAGAGCUAGAGAAGAUGAAGGCAGGAGGGAACCGUAAGACCAAGGAGUUCUUCAAAUCUCAGCCUGACUACCAGGAAGGAAUGAGCAUCAGUGAGAAGUACAACACUAAGGCUGCAGCUCUCUUCAGAGAUAAGGUCGCCACAGAGGCAGAAGGCAAGACAUGGAGUAUUGAAACCUCCCCGGCUAGAAACUAUUUACCAUUCCAGCCCCGCCUGGGGUCAUCCAGCUCACAGCCCCGUCUGUCCAGUAUGGACCAAGGGGGAUCCAGCAACAUGACUAACAGUCACAGCAGUGGAGAUCUGCAGAACAGUUACCAUGAUAACAUCAACUUUCAAAGUGAUGAAAUGAGACAGCAGAAACAGAAUUUCUUUGAUCAAAGGAUGGCUGAAAAUGCUGCACGACCAGAAGGACUGAAGCCCAGUGAAGGAGGGAAAUAUGUAGGUUUUGGAAAUAGCCCUAUAGAACCGGAGAAUGAAGCUCUCUUCGACAUGUCGUCACUGUCAUCAGGCUUAUCAUCUUGGGCCUCGAGUGCCACAAAAUUUGCCUCAGUAGCUUCUGAAAAGGCUGCCAAACUAGCAACGACAACUGCCAAGAAGACCAAGGAACUUGGCCAGAGUGUUAAUGAAUCUGUCAUCAAACCCACCAAGGAAAAGGUGGCAGAGGGCAAGAUUUUCAACGAUGUGUCGGCAUCUGUUGUAAACUUUACCGACAAAGUGAAGGACGGCUCCUUGAUGAAUGACGUCGGCAGCUCAAUGAGUGGAUUUGCCUCCAAGUUGACUGCAGCCAGUACCAAGGGUUGGAGAGACCUGCAGUCACUAUGGGGUGAGCCCAAGACCACCCUCGCCACUGCAGACACCAGCCCAGGGGAGAAGACGUCACUCCUAGGAGCAAAGGGGUAUGGCAGCAAUGCUGACCCAAGCAAGAACCGUCUCCUGUCAGACGAUGAUGAUUCCUGGGGAGAGAGCUGGGGAUCCGAGUGGGACGAGAAGAAGAAAAAGAAACCAGGGCAAGCCGAUUGGUCAGCAGGCGACGAUGACGAACUUGAGGCGUGGCUAAACAACGAUGAGACCCCAUUGUCCUCCACCUCCUCUUCAAAACAGAAGUCUAAAAACGACAACUGGGACGACUGGGGCAACGACACAGGGGGGAAUUCCACAGCUAAAAAGACAAAGGAAAUUAAAAAAGCUUCCAAAAACAAAGAAGAAGGUUGGAAAGACGUAGACUGGGACAGUGGGUUUACAUCCCCAGCCAAGCAGAAGGAGCCCUUGGUGGGCAAUCUCCUGGACCUCGGGGAGGCCUCUGCUGGCAAUGACAAUGGGGGUUGGGACAAUGACGUGUGGGCUAAUGAUGAUGAUGAUGCGUGGCAGAGUUUAGAAGUGGACUCCAACAAGGGCAAGAAGGCCAGCUAGACUUGCCAAGGUUGUUGAUAUGCGAUUCAUGUAUGUGAAAAAUAUCGUUCUUUGGCUCCUGCUGCGAGACCAGUUAUCAAGGAUUUAACUUAAUCAUCUGUUGUCGAGAUGCACUGUGUCCCUAUUUGGCAAUGGGUACUCCAGGGUCGUCGGGCCAAGAACCUUGUGAACGAUGUUGUUCGAUGUUUACCCAAAUCUUCCAGGAUGUUAUCUGUAUGCUGUACAGUAUUUGAAGACACUGUGUUGCUGUACUGUGAUCAGUGUUAGCAUGCCAAGCAUUCAGUAGUUAAUGGGACUCAUUACCAAGCAUCUCACAAACAUCAGAGCUAGUCUGGUGUUGCCAUGGUUGCACUAUAGUAAACCUCAGUUGCCAAGGUUACACUUCAGUAAGCCCUUUGGUGUCCAAGGUAACUGGCUAUUUAAUUUCAGUCGGCUAACAACUGUAGUGAUGGUAGGUCAAACCAUACAUUAGUGUAAUCAAGUUCUCAUAAUACCAUGGUUACAAGGUCAAAAUUCACCUUAAGCACUGGUCAGAUAAAGCUGCUUGCCAGUUCAAGAAAAGUUGACUUUCAACAAGACGUAUUCUUCAGGAAAAUGUACUGCGAUUCCCUUUCCUUUGUUUACUUGGGAGGGGCCGCAUUUUGUGUUGAUUCCUCAUACACUGUUAUUGGUGUUUAGCACGAAACAAAUGUUUCACAAGUUCAUGAUUCUCCUGUCAUUUUAAAAUGUUUUCUUUGAAAUAUAUUAGGAGCAUCACAGAUGGAUAGCAUGGAUUAUCAAAUCUGACUUUAAAUAAUUCAGAUGUUGACAUACAUGUAUAUUAUAUGUAUAUUGAAUCAACAAAUGUAUCCAUGGUAUGCAGUAGCAGUGGGGUAGCCUUGUGGUUAAAGUGUUCGCUCGUCAUGCUGAAGACCCGGGAUUAAUUCCUCACAUUGAUGCAGUGUGUGAAGAACAUUACUGGUGUCCCCCACUGUCAUAUUGCUGGCAUAUUGCUAAAAGCGGUGUAAACCCAACUCACUCCCUCACUCCAUGGUAUGCAAGCAGUUAAUGUGAAAACUGAAGAACAAGUUACCUUUAAAGUCUAGUCAAAAAGCAAACACAGCUGACUGACAAUUGCAAGGAAAUCAUCUUUGAUAGACUAUUUACUACCACAUGUUCUGUCAGUGGUCAAAAUUAAGUAUGAAAGUGAAGAGUUUUUGUCAUAACGCAAAUGUUAAAACAUUAAAAAUGUAAGGAGUCCCUAGAUUCCAAUACUACAGGAGGAAAUCACAGGGCAUUGUGAACACUGUCUAUGACUUUUAACUCGAAUGUGUCGACUGCUGAGCAGUAAAAGUUUGUACAUUAGAGGUAUACAUCGACUUAUAUACCACUCAACUUUUGAUAGGGAUAAUCAGAUGUAAUUCUUGUUAGAUAUACACAUGGCAUAUUAUGAGAAUCAGCCUUGUGUAUCAUGGAGAGGUAGAUAUCCCUAUCAAAGGUGGAGCAGUAUAGCUGGCACGCGAGUGAAGACCUUGCAACAUAUAUCAAGUUAUUCUAAAUGAUAUCAAGUGAUUAUGAAUGAUAUCUAGCCAUUAUGAUUGAUAUCAUGCGAUUUAGAAGAUGUCCUCUAAUACUUUGAUGUAUCAAUGAACUCUUUUAAAACUAAACCCUUGUAGCUUCCAUAUGAGAGAUAAUGAAAUCUCGUUACCGUGGUAAUGUCAUGUGUUAUCCCCCUAUGGUGUUUGCAUGCAUUGAUAUGAGGAUGUCUGCUGGUCUGCCGGAGAACUAGGCGAGGGCAAACUGGCACCAUAUCAUUCCUUUGUCUGCAAAUAUAAUGUUAUGCAUCCUAGUAUACAAUAACGAUUAAUAUUUGCCAUUAACUGCGUAAAACUAUAAGUGCGAUAAUAUUUUCAUAAAUAUCUAGUGACAUCAUAUAGUGAAAAAUCAUUUGGGCAUUACUCACACUCAUCUUCGUCAUGAGCAUUUAGCAGACACCCUUAAGCCAGUGGCCAACACAGCCAACAUCGCCAGUACUUCAGGGUCUUGUAAACACUACUUUAUUCCAUCACUCGUGAAUACGUAUGGCAGCUAUGUUGUGUUUUCACUAUUUUUUACCAUCGAAUCAAGUAAAGGCCUGGUUCUGAUGAGAAGGAAGCUUGCAAGUCCUACAACCACUGCUCUAAGAGCUUACAGUAGCAAUGUUUGCUUGAUAUGGGUUCAUCAUGUGCCAUGUAGCCUUAUGGCUGCCUGCUCUACACACAGCUUUAACAGAGGUCAGUGGUAGAGGUUGUGCAAAGACUUGGGUUCAUCAUGUGCCAUGUAGCCUUAUGGCUGCCUGCUCUACACACAGCUUUAACAGAGGUCAGUGGUAGAGGUUGUGCAAAGACUUGGGUUCAUCAUGUGCCAUGUAGCCUUAUGGCUGCCUGCUCUACACACUGCUUUAACAGAGGUCAGUGGUAGCAGUUGUGCAAAGACUUGGGUUCAUCAUGUGCCAUGUAGCCUUGUGGCUGCCUGCUCUACACACAGCUUUAACAGAGGUCAGUGGUAGCAGUUGUGCAAAGACUUGGGUUCAUCAUGUGCCAUGUAGCCUUAUGGCUGCCUGCUCUACACACAGCUUUAACAGAGGUCAGUGGUAGAGGUUGUGCAAAGACUUGGGUUCAUCAUGUGCCAUGUAGCCUUGUGGCUGCCUGCUCUACACACUGCUUUAACAGAGGUCAGUGGUAGAGGUUGUGCAAAGACUUGGGUUCAUCAUGUGCCAUGUAGCCUUAUGGCUGCCUGCUCUACACACUGCUUUAACAGAGGUCAGUGGUAGAGGUUGUGCAAAGACUUGGGUUCAUCAUGUGCCAUGUAGCCUUGUGGCUGCCUGCUCUACACACUGCUUUAACAGAGGUCAGUGGUAGAGGUUGUGCAAAGACUUGGGUUCAUCAUGUGCCAUGUAGCCUUGUGGCUGCCGGGGAGCUUAUUACGUUAAAUACGGUAUUAACUUACUAAAACUUGACAAACGUCACUUUUUCACCGCUUAGUGGCUGUAGGUAUCUAGGGUGAUGGAAGAAUUAGUGCAUACAAACUUGAGAAUUAUAUUGACGUUGCACAGCCAAAUCUAAAGUUUUGAAAAGCUUCUCAUAGUUUCUUCAUCCAACCUUGUGUGUUUCUGUUAGCAAAUGUUCACAUUAUUGUAUUGGUAUAAUAGUGAAAUGAUGGGCAUGUUUGGUUGUUGGUUUGCCAAAAUUAGUUACAGGUUUCACUAAUUCAGAUGUUAAAGAGAUGUGAUAGCUUUAAUAUAGCUUCGUAAAAUAUGUAUUUGGGGACCAAAAAUUACUCUUUUUUAUCAUUAUUAUCCUUAAUGUUUCAAGAUCAGAGUUGCAGUUAUUUUAUAUUUUGAGUCCAAAAUGUCCUAUUUAUGACUCUGCUCUGUGACAAAAAUUUACAUGAUUAACACAAAAGAUUCAGUCUCUACAUUCACUAUGUAUCAACCUUAUUUUUUUUCUCGCUUUGGUUUUGAAAAACAUUUUUGGACAGAUAAAAUAUAUAUUCACAGUGCAACUCUUUUCUUGACCAUUAUUAAGUUUAAUCCCUACUUUCAAGCAUUAUUCUGUCUCCCAAAUAGAAAUUCUUUGCAGUUCAUAAGAAUUAUCAUGGCUUGUGUAAAGUUGUUUUUAAGAAACAAUUUUGAAAUGUAUGCAUAUAUUUUUACUAUUGGUUUUACCAACAGUUCCUAUAAAUUUAAUAUUUUUUUAAAAUUCAAUAUAAUGGAAUUGUGGAAAUUUACUGUAAUCUGUUUCUAUGGAACUGUUGAAAAUUGUUUUCAAAAUGAAAGGUUGUGACAGCAAUGUGUCAAUUUCUUCCACCAUGACACUCUACCUUGUCAGUAUGGCUCUGCUGUAGACAGAACUCACUGUUUGUGCAGAAGUUGACAGCUUUUGCAAGUGUAAAGUUGAUCAUCAUUACUAUUUGUAUUCAUCACCAUUAUUCAAUGCUAGGUUUACAGACAUGGUUUAGACACAGAAGUCUGACAAUAAGAAAGUAAUGAAAUAAUUAUAACAACUACAUAUUGCUAUAAAAUGGGUUACUGUUUUCAUUUGUAAGAUCCAGACUAUGGCACUUUGAGGAUGGGUGAAACUUUGUUUACUCGAAUUCCCAUCAUUACAAUCUUGUAUUUACAAAAAAUACUAAAAGUAAAUCACCGUAACCAAUUAUUUUGGAGUAAUAAAUAAACAAAAAAAAUCAAAAGCCAUAUAGUAUAACAACAUUGUGGGUAAUUACCAUUGUAGCCUUCUCAACUUGCGUACCCCUACAUACCUCUGACUGAAUGCAGGCAUCACAUCUACAUGAUGGAUAAUGGACGAAUGUGCAACAAUUUGCAUGGUGUAACAUAGACAAGUAUUGCCACUGUCAGCCUAUGAGACACACUAAGGGCAGUAUACAUGAACAAAUGCAAAUUAGAAGUCACUUGAAACAGCAUAUUUAAUUUUUUAGAAAGGUAUGCUUAAUAACUUAAUUAUACCCAAUAGACGCAAGGGAGAAAUAAUAUAUUGAUUACUGAAAGAAAAUGAUCUAUAUGGGGAGUGAAUGAUGUGAACAAAUAAUACUCAAUGGCUGGAUAAUGCCUGAUGAUGUUACUGCAAGGUUCCUGGAGAAUGCUGUGGUCAUUGUGUACUUUCCCCAGCACUCAGCUUGUUUUGAACUUCAGAUGACUUGACAUAUUGGCUUCUCAGGGCUUCGAGUUAACAAGGUUUCUCAGUAUUUCAACUCCACACUCAAAGAAUUGUUCCUGUUUUAGGGGCCAACCAUUUGAUAUUCUGGUUUGGGGGUUAUCGAAAAAAUAAAUUUACCCCAAAAUUCUUGAAAAAUAUGCUUAUGCUUCAGACUGUUUCAAAAGUCAGAAAUUGCCAGCCACAAAAAUAACAUUGUUGCAAGGUGUUUUUCUGAGGUUCUUUUAUUGUAAUUAUACAAUAUCUUGUUUUGUUUCUGAAGCUGAUAAAAUGUCGAAUUUCAAUACAAAAUGCCCACGAAAUAUCAAAUGCUCUGUCCCUUGGUACGACUGCAGCAGUCAGGGGUAUUGUGUGAAGUGAAGUAUAUGGAAUUUGUGUAAAGUUGUCAUUAAUGCUGAAUCUGUUUUGGUUAUUUCUUUUACAAUAUUUUCAUGAAGCAUUUUUUCCCUAAAUUAUGUUACCUGUUACCUUGCAUUCUAGUCAUUCAAGUACAGAUUUUGUGUCUCGGUUUGCCAGCAUCAUACCUGUUUGCAUGGGUUUCCCCAAGUUGUAAUUUUCUAGGACCUGCAACACUUUCAGCUGCCUCCCACUACAAGCUGUUCAAAGCACUGUUAAACCCAACUCAUACGCUGACUCACUCUUGAUCUGUGCAUAGAUUGUGAUGGACAGAACAGUUCGAUAGUGUGACUGUUCCAUUCAUGUUAGACGACAGGAGUUGUCUCCCUUUGACCAGGAGCUUCUUUCAAUAGCCAUAUAAAGUUAUCACUGACUCAAAAAAGUAUUUUAUUAUAUUUAAGGGACCACAAAAUUUUCAAGCUAGCUAGUUAGUGAAUUCAUAUUAACUUAGACAAUUUAUGGAAAAUGUAUCUUGUUUUCAAGUUGUUAUUUAUGUGAGUAAUCUAGAACAGUGAUUUGAAUGCUGUUUCAUGUUUGCUAAGUUAUUUGUUAUGUGCCACAAUUGUAUAAAGAUUAGAAUUCUAAGUAAAUCAGCACUGCACAUUGCAAAAGGAUGAAUUUUACAUCUUGGUGUCAUUCAUCUAAGUUUCAUUUAAUAUAGGUGGAUCUGAGACAUUAAGACACAUUUUCUGUGAUUAAUUUAUGAAAAGUUAUGAAAAAAUACAGCAUUUUAUGGACUGAAUGGGUGAAUUAGGGAUGUCAUGAUAUGCCUACCUCUCAUUGCGAUACAUGUCGCAAUACUUGAGUCACCAUGGCAUCGUCAGGCGUAAAUUCAAGAUGCAGUGAUACAUUGGUUAAUCUUGACAUCCUUUGUGUGAAUGUAGACACAAUUAUGUUCAAAGAUAUAUUGUUUACCCGGUAGAUAAAAUUCCAGAAUUGCCUGUUAUUCAAAUAUACUAUAUCAUGUGAUUAGUCUGUAUGUUCAUUUCUGAAAUUGUGUAUAUAUUUUGUGUUAUCAGUGAGAGAAUCAUCCUAUAUUGAUUGACAAAGAUGGUAAGUGCUGCUUGUAACUGCUGAAAUCUUAUUGCUACUCAAACUUAUCAAGAUGACAAGUGUGUACCGGUAGCUAGUUUUAUGGACAGGAAAAACAGAGAGAACAAGAAAUGAUCGUUAAUUCUAAUCCUUCCAUAUGCGGAAGCAAUCUCAUUAAUUUUUUUACACUGAUACGAUACCUCACUGCAUGAAAAUCUGACAAUCCCUUCAUAAAUCACCUGAGCUGAACCCUGAGCAAAGCCUGACUGCCUAAUCUCAUUGAAGGCAUGGGUUGUUGAGCAAAAGGAUGUCAGCUUUCUGAAAGAUGUGGCUUCAUUUCUUACAGUUGUGACAAAUUUCAGUUGCGUAGAGCUGUUGAUGUUUCUUUACCACCUUCAUUAAGACAUUUAUAUCUCAAUAAAAGAAGACCCACACACGACACUAGUAAUCUCUUGAUAAUACUUCAUAUUGAGUGUAGGUACCAUAGUGCUUUGAAACAAGGGAUGAAAUAUCAACAAUAUAAUGAAGCUGCUUUUAUUAUUUUCUUUCAGAACUGACCAUUUAUGUUCAUUUUCGAGAUACAGAAAUCAGAUGUGCUGCUGUGAAUGCAUCACUUGCUCUUUCUGAGAAUUCAGAAGUCUAAAGGCUGACUGGCUUAUUUUGCUUUUUUGAAGUGUUUUUAGGCUUCAAAUCAGAGUUAAAGAAAGAUUUAAUUUUGAUUUAUGUUCAUCAAUUCCUUUGUGGGUUUUUUUGUUUUGUUUUUAUGAUAUACAUGUUUGCACCAGUGUCAACUGGUAAUGAAUAUGGCCAAAUUUAGUGUUUUUUUAAUUGAUAAGCAGCAAAAAGUUAUUUAGUUUUGACAAGUUCUUAAAGUACACUAGUUUACAUCACAGGAUGUCCUGAAAGGGCCAAAUUUCUCUUACAACUAGUUAACCAUACUUUCUUUGGACAAGUUGGGGCAUUUAAAUUAACUAUAAUAAAAAAGGUUUUAACUUUGACACAACUCAUAGAAGAAUGAUGUUGGUAAGCGUGCAAUUUGUGUUCUAAUAUGAGAAUUCAAUAUUUAAUGAGAUAAAUGUGUGCAAUAUUUCAACUCCCACUCUAUUGAUGCACCUUAGUCUUUGUGUAAUUGAAAAAGACAUGUUUACUCUAGAAUUAGACUAUUUUAUGAUUUAAAGUUUUGCCAGCAUUUAAGUAGACCAAAAUGGUAUCUUUAUAUAUAUAAAUUGUUUAAUUUAUUGUAUAAAUGGAUAAUAUUUUGUCAGACUGUUGUUUAUAUAAUAGUUCAUUUAUGAUGGCAAGAUUCUUUCUUUGUCAAGGGUCACUUGUCUAUUUUACCUACCAUAAAUGUACAUAUAUAUAGGACAAGAUGUGAUAUGCAUUGUAAGAUAUCAAAUAUGAUUGUAAUAUGAAGGUCACGUUAUUAUAGCAAUGUUGCGUUUAAUUUGUUCAGAGCGGAGAAAACAUUGCUACAAUGGCAAGUAGAAAUGAUUUGUUUCAAUGCAGGUUUUGAGAAAUGGAAGAUCAGGAUUCUGAUGGCUUAUCAAAUAUUCAUCAAGAUAUUUCAUGAUCAGUUUUGGUUCAAGGUAAGAAACUACAGCCUACAUGCAAGAAUUUCCCAAAUGCUUUUUAACAUGUGCUUCAUCACUAAGAUAGUGAGACGAUGUACUAGUAUGUAUAAGUAUUUUCUCAUUUGAAAAAGUUUUCAAAUACAUGUUUAAUUUCAAAGAUCAUGUUUUCAAUUUGGGCAUAUGCCUGAAAUAGCAUGCAUCAAACACUGUGGGAUAUUUAACCCCCAUAUGUUUUAUUAAUGGAUCCAUAUGUAUCUAAAUUCUUAACACUCAUCAACAUACCAUAUGUUUGCUUCAGAAAAACUGGAACUUUUGUGUUUUCUUGUAUCUGGUUCACAAAUGUUUUAAAGUCUUGCUGUCCAUGCUCCAUCCUUCAUUAUGUUGCCCUCAUUAUUUUUGAAUCAGGAAGCUAUGAACUGUCUUGCAGUGUGUGAUAAGUUUUAUGUUGAUGACAAAGCUACCUUCCAAAGCCUGCACCAAAAACAGCCAUUCCUUCUUGCCCAGAGUAUCAGUGAGUAUGUACUCAAGCUGUCUCUGUAACAUGUCUGUACAUACUUGAGUACAGGAUAUAGAAAGAGUAAUGUCAUCGUCUGUGUCGUCGCUCCAACCCUCGUCAUCAUGCACACAGCUGCCGUUGCUUGCCCGUUCCUCUUGUGGCAAGCCAGCAACAAUAAACAAGGGUUUAGAAUUUGAAA
Haliotis rufescens (red abalone) is the source of this 10107-nucleotide messenger RNA. Its product is annotated as ADP-ribosylation factor GTPase-activating protein 1-like. Gene Ontology annotation, biological process: regulation of ARF protein signal transduction; regulation of endocytosis. The coding region runs from base 106 to 1722 and encodes 538 amino acids. Gene Ontology annotation, molecular function: GTPase activator activity. Lineage: Eukaryota; Metazoa; Mollusca; Gastropoda; Lepetellida; Haliotidae. The record is from RefSeq and is a predicted model, not a curated record. Gene Ontology annotation, cellular component: Golgi membrane. The transcript is spliced from 12 exons.